GCUCAGUCGUUGACAGAAAUUCGUGUUAAAAGGUUGUUAUCAGAAAAACCGUUUACUUGAGCAACAACAGGCUUAUGUGUGUAGUUGUUGAAAGAUACACCAAUACAUAGAGUGAGCAUAUAAAAAUAUUUGUAUUUUCAUUCGUACAAUUGAAAGUGUCUGUUGGUUGUAUUGAGCACCAACAGCUGCGUUACUGAGCCAAAGUAUAUUCCCAACUCAAUUCCGUACUUCAUUCACAUCUCGACACUCGUUGUGUUCAGAUCGGUGUUGUCCCGGUUGAGGAUAAGGCUAAAGCCUAAAGCAUAGACCCAGUUACUGGUUAUAAGUGAAUCCUAGUGAGGAUUGAUCCAAGGACAAAGGCAUAUUUUGUCAAAUUAUGGUUUUUAGUAUGUUUCUGGCGGUUGACCGUCCACACUGUUGCAAGUAUGAUAGUGCAGGAGUAGAUGCUGUAAGGAAUCCGUGUGACUCUGUGUCCAAUCCACUGCUAAAGUUCACUUGGAAUUCGCUGCCACCAACAAGUGAGGUGCCCGUUUGGUAGUUUUCUUCAAUUCCAUUCAGUGUCAUUUCCGUUCGACUACCCUCGAUUUAUCCGUUUGCUGGAAGUGUGUACUUCUACUUUCUUUUCCGUUUGUUUUUUUUACCUUGCAAGGACCUAAGUGUUGCGGUGUUAUUUUUUUUUUAAAUUUCUAAUACCCUAAAUUCCUGUGAGUGACACGUAUGCAAAGCCAUUUUUGUGCGAUAAACUCGCCAAUACCUGUGUUGUGCAUCAGUUGAAUGGGUGAUAGAAAAGUUUCCUGAUACCAUUUUGGAGGUCAGUCAGGAAAUCAGUCAUUACAGAAAAAAAAGUAUAGACUCUGAUAGAGCUAAGUAGCCAGUGUUCGAAAAGUUAGUUGAAAAGAAGAAAAAAAACUUUUGGAUAACUCCAAAGAGUUUGAGAAUUUGAAAUACACUUUGGAAUUUGGACCCAGUGUAUUUUGGACUGAAGUGUGCUAAGAAGAAAAGUGUUUUUUUUUUUGGAAAAAAAAGAGUUUGGUGUUUUGUGUUUGGAUAAAUUAGUGGUAUCCAUAAGAUGUCCACAGGAAAACGUCUAGCAAAGCGUUCCAUAAUCGGUACCCGUGUCUGUGCACCCGGUACAGACGGACUCUUUUAUUCCGGUGUUAUACACUCGGUACGUACUCCUGCUAAUUCGCAGGAGAACAACAAUUGUAUCAAUUUAACGCCCAAUACCAAGUAUUCUGUGCGUUUUGAUCAGAAACAGGAUCUCGGUCGACGCGGACUAAAUCGCGAAUUUCGGGAUACUGAAUUGAUCGGACCGGGCUUUCAGAGUGUCAUGAAUGUCCACUUGCGCCCCGGCCAGAAGGUCUUUCUCACCUUCAAUGGACGCGAGAGUGCCGGCGAAGUGAUCACACAUGACAACAUCAAGGACGAAGUUAAUGUGAGGAUUACACCACUGGGACAAGAGGCCCACCUUGAGCUGAAGAAGCGUCUUGAGGAAGUUCGUCUCCUGGAAUCAAGGAGAUCAGCUCGUUUGGCAGAUCAGGAACGUGACACAGACUUUGCCAGGUUAGCUGACAUGGCGGGUGACCGUCGUAGGGCCUCACACAGCAUUGAUGUUCCACUUGGAUUUGCUCAGCAAAACAAUGGUUCACGCAAACGUCGCACUUCCUAUUCACAAGAUGACUACAACGAUGAUGAUCCCAUGGACGAAUGCAAUGCCGCUCUGGUCCUCAUGAGUCUCUCCUGUUCACCACAUUCUCCACGUACAGUUGUCUCCCAGUGGCACUCUGUAUUUGGCUCCAGUCCUGGAAGCACCAGUGGGGCUUCCUGGUCAUCAUCAGGUACCUCAUCGCCACCGCUGAGCGAUGAGGGCGCUCCCAGCAGUACAAAUGGACGAAUUCGCACUACAUCCCUAUCCACAUCUGACGAAGGCAUCGUCAUGGACUACAACGAAGAGAUGCCACGCAAGAAGAGGGCAAAUGGACCCCUCUUCAAAUGUGUUUGGAAGGGCUGCAACGUCAUCCACUCAACAGUGUCCCAGAUUGAAGCACACAUUCGCAAUGCACAUUUAGGGCCAAAGAAGCCACGUCAAUCGCUGGACGACGAUGGCACCUUCAGCGACAGUGAUCACGAGGAGGAAUUCUAUUAUACAGAGCUGGAGGACGAGGAAGAUACCGCUGCUCCAAGUCCACCUUCACCGCCCACACUCAGUCAUCGUGACAUGGCGAGGCCGCCACAUGAAGAUCCAGAAUAUCAGCGCCAAAUCGUGGGCAGUUUCAGACAAGGAUUCCUGUCGCUGCAACAGACUCCAGUAAAGCCACCGCUUCCCAUCGGCCAUGCCGGACCCAUCAGUAUUCCCAACGCAAUUCUGCCCCAGCACAACUACUCAUGGUCUCACCAGCAGAGUCCGGUGAGUCGAUCACUCCCCAAGGCAUCACCACAGAAGCACGUCCGACUUUCUCCACGUCCGUCCACAUCAUAUGCCCCCUAUCCCUCCCCCACAUACACAAACACCAUCACAGCUGUGCAGCACAACGUGAACAUUUACAUGGGGGGAAAUGUGAACCAGGGCGCCGUUGUGGCUCACAGUGCACCCGCCGUGGGCCAUCGGUCGCCGCUGUCGCCGAAUCGGCGCACACGCGGUGAGAAUAAGAAGUGCAGAAAGGUGUACGGGAUGGAGCACAAGGAUCAGUGGUGCACCCAGUGCAAGUGGAAGAAGGCCUGUAGCCGAUUCGGGGACUGAAAAAAGGCCAAGAAAUAAUUUGCCCGGAGAAAUGUCCCACCAUCGAAUCGCGCGCAAAAAUGGGCAAAUUAUUUUUUUCUAAGCAAAAACAAAAGAAAACUAAUUUAAAAACAAUCAACAUAAAAAUCCAUCAAGACCACCAUCCACAUCUUCCACCCAAAUCCAUCGAAAGCUCAAGCUAAAGUUCACAAAAAAGGCUGGACAGAAUUUUUAGAGAGAUGGAAGGACAAUACAGAAACUGAGAAAUAUUUCCAUGCCACGACUUGUGCAAACAAUUUUUAGAGGGCAAGAAGAAAAUUAACCAUAGAGGAUAUUGAUGAGAAAAAAAGAUAUGAUCACAUUUUAAAAAAGAGAAAUGCAACAUUAGCUGCAAGAAUUUCAUUCGAUUUUAAAGUAAUUAGAACACAUAGAAGGCUUUUAGGAUAUCAAUUGAGUUGGAUCUUUAUCAAAAAACUGAAACGUUCAAGUAGAUAGCAAUGUCUGUGGAAAAAGCUUCGUAGAAAUUUUUCUGAGAAACAAGAAAUAUUUGUGUAAAGUCGAUAAGGUAUCAGUGUAUUGGUAUAGAUGUGUGAGAAAGUCUCUAAAAAAAAAGUAACAAAGCAAGGAAAAACCUUUUAAAAGAGAUUAAGAAUUUUGUGAAAAAUAUCUCAAAGAAAUUGAACAGAUAAAACUCAUUGAAAGUGAUAAUAAAUGCUGUAAAGCUAAAAAGCUUCACUUAUUUAAGUUUUUUUUUAAUUUGAAAACUAUUUCAUUUGCGGCAAAAACAUGCUUUUUGGCAUUAGAAUUUUUUCCCUCAAUGUUUGUGCAUUAAUCAAAAAAACAAAUUAAAAAAAAAUGUCAAAAAUGGCAAAUGAUGUGAAAAUUGAUAAGAAUCGUGGACAAAAUAUCUUACAAAGUAAAAAAAAUAGUAAUUUUAUCAUGAAACCCUAUAAUAGUGUAACUCUGAAGAAGAAAAUUACUAAAAAAAAUUAUCUAGACAAACCAAAAAUAAAACAAAAUAUUGUGAAAGAAUAUUUUAAGCAUGGAGACAGAAAUAUAUUUUUUUAGAAGGAGCAACAUUAUUUUUUGCAUAAAACAAAAUAAAGAAAAAAACAUAUGGAAAAAUUAUAAAAAAUAGAAAAUAUAGAGAAAGAAAUAUAUUUGUAUUUUUUUCCAGAAAAUCACUCAAAAUUUUUAUAGAUGCAAAUUAAAAGAUACAAAAAAAACAAAAAGAAACAACCUUUUAUUCACUGAAAAAAGUGCAAAAUAAAAUAUAUCUCUGCAAAAUAUAGAUACGAAAUAAAAAACUUCUUUUGAACAAACCCGACAACUAAUUCCGAAAAUUUUCAAAAUUUUCGGAAGUAAAAAGAACCAUGGAAAAAAUAUAUGCAAAAACAAUCUAAAAAAUCAUUAAAAUCACGAUCAUAGUGACACUAAAGGCAAGGCAGUCAGUUGAUGUUUCAAUUGAGAUCGAUCAAAUGAGAAAUUGAAUGAGGAAAAAAUUAAGAAAAAGGGGGAAACUAUUUAGAAAAAAAAAUUAAAAUUCGAAUUAAAGGCACAGCAAAAAAAUAAAAUUGUACUAAAUAUUAUUUCCGGCAGUGUUGAAGACACUUUGAAAGAAUUUUGAUCAAAGAAAAAAAAAGAGGUUUCAAUAUUGCAAAGUAUCGAAAUAAUUGGCAAAUAUUUUUCAUCGUUCUAUCUCUUUAAAAAAAAAAUAAAAAAAAACAAGAAUGAGAAGAGCAAAAGAAUUUUUGAAGAGGCCGAAGGACAAUUCGAUUGAAAAUUUGAAAAAUAACUAUAAAUAAAAAAUAUUUUAAAAAUAAAGAAAAACGAAGAAAGAUUAUAGAAACAAUAAAAUUCGAAAAGGCUGAUUUAGUUGUUACGUGUUUUACCAUAUCAAUUUAUUGAGAAGAAAAAUAAACAAAUAAAUGAGAAAAAAUACUAGUAAAUUGAAUUAAAAAAAAAACUUGGAGUUAAAUAUGAAAAAUUUCUACAAAUACUUUUGUGUUGUCAAAUUUUUCCUUGUUGUUCCGUUAGCUUAAUUUUCACCAAUUGUGUUGAAUAAAACAAAAAUAAAAUUUAAUAAUUUUCGAUACCACCUAAUAAAAAAUCCCCGCGUAAAAAAUUAUUUAAAAAAAAAACGAAUCGUCAAUUUUUUGUCAAUGUAUUCCGUUGAAUUUUAAAUUAAUUAAUUUUCGUGUAAAGUCAAAAAAAUUAAAUGUUUUAAAUGGAACACUGCCAAGACUUAAAAUCAAUCUGGUGCGUACUUUAAAAAAAUAUUAGUAAUAGAAUUGAAAAAAAAACAUUACUAUUAAAAAAAACGAGAUGAUUAAAAUUAAAGAAAUCAUAAAAUAGCAUUUUUGUCGGAAAACAAUUCGAAUUUAUAAAAUCAAAUAAGUGUUUAAAGACGCGUUAAAAUACCAAGAAAAAAAUUUUCCAAAAAAACACGAUCGCGAAAGAAACAAAAACAAACAACAAUGUUUUGGCCCCUUCAUCAUUUUCUCGUAAGACGAUAAAACCAAAAUCUUACAGAAGAACAAAAAACAAAAAAAACAUUCACUCCACAUAAGCUCAUGUGAAAAAAAAUGAUCUUUUCCCGCAUCGAUGAUCCCUCCCGAGGAUCACUAUCGAUCGGUAUAACUUCUUAAACUACCAAGAACUAAUUGACUGAUGUUGUCUUUGCUGAUUGAAACGUGAUUACGUUUCCAUGACAACAAGUGUAAAAAUACAAGAAAUAAAUAUAAAAGACUUAUAUUUUUUGCCUAUUAUUGUACAAAAGAAAAAAAAUGAAAAAAACAAAAAAGAUUUAAGUAAAAAAGAAAACAAAGAAAAUACUACAGAAGAAAAAAAACUACAAAACGUGCAUCGUAUUUACGAUGGCACACUUUGAGAUGUAAAAUAAUUAAUUUUUAAUGUGAGGCACUCUGCAAAAUAUCUGAUGGAGAAAAAAAAUUAACUAUUACAACUAACUUAUUAAAUAAGAUGAUAUAGAGAGAAAAAUAUUAUAUUAUACAAGAGAAAAUAUAAAAUAUACAAUUUACUAAUAGUGUUUAAGGCGUAAAGAAACUGAAAGAAAAGAUACAAUAUUAUUAAAGAAGAGAGAUAAAGAAAAAAAUAUUAAAAUAAGUCUUAAGGAGAACAAAAUACAUAUUGAUAGUAACUUUAAGAAACUCAAUGGAUCUCUAUCGUUAAAUACUUUCAAUGUUUUCCACUUUUUUCCGGAGCAAAUGAUGAUUGAGAAUGAAAUAUUAUUAAUAUUGUAACAAAAGAGAAAUUAAAGAAAAAAAUUAUUGAUAAAAUAUGUGGACGCGUUACCAGAGGAGGAUAUUAAAAUAAUUUUUAAUAAUGGUUGUAAAUGUGACAAAACCGUUUUUUUUUCGUGUAAAUGUAGAAAACUCUUCCACAAUCACUCCCUCCCCCCCUUAAAGUAAUGUUGAGCUUUUUCUUUAAUAAGCUACAACUAUCCAGUAAUUAAAAUAACACAUCUCUUUUGUUUUUCGGAUUAAAUUUCAUAGUGCGAUCCUGAUUGCGAUUCUGAUCUGCGAUCGCGUCUGGAAUUUACUCCGAAAUACAAAAUUGCACGCGAUCAAUUUGUAUUUUGCGAUUAGUGAUCGUCAUGCAGAUUGAUCACUUGCGAUCAAUGAACACCUGCGAUCAUCUUAAAGGUUGUACAAUGAGGGGUAGAUAACUGGAAGGAUAACGGUUCACUCAAGGGUUGAUCCGUCGAUCCCUUGUUUGGCAAUGGUCAGAUAGUGAUGAUCUGUAAAUGUAUUGCAGAGACCGUGUCUAUCAGUUGAUCUUUCUAAAAGGUCAUGCAGAUUAUAUCGAUCUUCACAAAUAUUCUUUCGCGAAUUCCGCAAGGAUCGUGUCGAUCUGUCAAAGAUUUGUCGAUUUCUCAACGAUCAGGACAAUCUCUUUAUCUAGAGGAAUUGUACAGAUCUGUCGAACACGCAUAAAGUUAGCGAUAUUUCUAAAAUGUCGUUCAGUUUUCUCAACCUGUUAGUCACGCAGAAAAGAUUGAUCCUGACGAUCUAUUUAUCUGUAAGAAUUAUGCAAAUCUAUCGAUCAGGCAUGAAAAUAAUGAUAAUCUGCCGAUUUGACGAUCUUUCGUGAUAAUUAUUACGACUUGUCGAUCUCUUGCGAAGAUCGUGUCGAUCUAUGGAUCUUUAGAUGUGGAUCUAAAGAUCUUGAAGAUUUGCUGAGAUCUCUUGCGAAGAUCGUGGCAAUCUGUCGAUCGUUCUUAAAGAUCAACGAUCUGUUGAUCUUCAAACAUUAUGUACAUCUAUCGAGCUGAUCGAGUUGAUAAAGGUCUGCUGAGUUUACGAUUUUUUGAAAAGAUCAUGACGAAUCGAUCAGUGUCCUUUGUUAAAAAGAUCUCUGACCUUUUUGAAGAUCUCCAUAAUCCGUUGAGCUUUUGCUACAAAUAUGCCGAUCUGAAACAUGAAACCUGCCGAGUUUUCGAUCUUUUGCGAAGAUUAUGACGAUCUGUCGAUAUAACACAAAGAUCUGCUAAUCUCAUACAAAGAUCAUAUUAAUCUGUAGAUCUUCAGAAAGAUUCUUAUACGAGAACCAUGUCUAUCAGUAAAUCUUUUUUAAGAUCGUGAAGAUUUUGUCGAUCUGUUGAUCUCAGAAGAACAUCGUGAUCUUUCAAUGCCAGAUAAAGAUCGUUUAGUUAGAUCAUAACUAGGAUUCUAUUAUGAAAACCGUAUUGAUCUGUUAAUCUUUCCCGAAGAUUGCGUCGAUUUGAUGGUCUUUUGUGAAAUUCACCCCAUCUGUCCAUCUUACUCAAAGAUCAUUUCCAUUUGGAGAUCUUAUACAAGAAUCGUGUCUGUUUCCCGAUCUCACAUAAAAAUCUUGUCGAUUAGCCAAUUUCGCAAAGAUCAUGUUAAUUUGUCGAUCCUAAAGAAAGAUCAUGUCGAUUUGCCAAUCUCACAAGGAUCGUAUCAACUUGUUGAUCUCACAAAACGAUCGUGUGGACCUGCCGAUUUAUAACAGCAAAUCGGCGCCAAUUUGUCGAUUUGUCCCCUACGGGCAACUACAAUUCCCACUUAUCCACCCCUCGGUGUACAACGUCACUUUUCUACGCACUAUCUGGUGAUCUUGCAAGUGAUCUUGCCAGUGAUCUUGAUGGAGAUCGCAUGUUGGAAAAGUGCGAAUAAUCCCCACGCAAUUUUCUUUCUUGCAUUUUCUUAUUCUUUGUGCUUUUUUCAACCUCAAGCUUAGAUCUUUCUUUUUACUAAUUUCUUUCAACGUGAUCAUACUACAAAAGCAAUUGUGAAACAAGACGUGCAAUGAAACAUGAAAAAAUAAAUUCUUGCAUUUUGAAAGAGAGAGAGAAGAAUGAAAAUAAUCCUCGAAAAAAAAAAUAGACAAAUACACUGAACUUGAACUAAAUUCUCCUCGGAAUUCACGUCACGCAAAUUGCAAAUCGUGUUGAAAUUUGAAGAAAAAAAAAAAAGUUGAAAUAAAACCUGGAUAAAGAUUUUCAAAUCAAUUACCUUUACAUGAAUAUUGAUGCUAUAAAAGAAGAACAUCACAAAAAAAUAAAUAUAAUUGUAAUAUUUAAUGGAUGAAAGAACGAUAUAAAAGUUGAUUGAAGAUAGCAAGAAGAAAAUAACAAGAUGAAAGCACUUAAGAGUACAUGAACAAUCUAUUUAGAUGCAAUAUAAAUUAUUCAUAUUAUACACUUAUUAUUAAAUAGUAAUUAUUAACUUAUACAAAAAAAAAUGGAGGAAAAAAAACAAUGAAAAAAAGAAAUUAAUAAACAUUGCAGAAUGAACCAUUUCAAGAUGUAAAAAACUCUUUUUAAUUGCUAAGAUCCCCCAAAACAGAAGUGAAUACAAAAAAAACACAAAAUUGAAAAGGAGGAAAAAUUAUUGAAUAGUGAGUGUCGUUGAAGAAAAAAAAAACCAGAAAUGAUAAAAAUUAUCUAUUAAAUAUUAAUUAUAACUUGAUAGAUUAAACUAAUGAUAUACACGAAACAAAGGAAAAAUUACUAUCAAUAACUAUUUCGAGGGUGAAAGAUGUUUUAAAAAAAAAUCCAAUGUAAGACAAUUUUGAUGAGAAAAAAAAUUAACGUAUGAAUUUUAUGGCUAUAAUGUUUAAAUUUUACUUCUUACCUAAGGUUUAAAUUUUACAAUACAUGCAAGAAUAAAAUGGACAUCAAGUUACAAAUUAAUUUUAAGUGAUAAUUGAAAGAUAAAAUUGUUAUUAAUGCAAUGAGAAGAUAUUUUUUAAUGGCAUAUUUUCUUGGCGGAUAGUUUUCUUCUCAUUGUUAUUUUUUUUUUAUUACACCCAGGUAUAAAUUCAUGAAUAAUUUUUAGCGGUAUUUUUUCAAAAUGUAUUUUUUAUAUAUAUAUUUAUAGAAUUCACUUCGUAUUUGCAAUUUUUUCUGCAAUUUUUUUUUGCAAUUUUCCCUGUAAUAUUUUUUAUGCGCAAUAUUUAUUUACUUAUUUUUAUGAUAUUCUCUUAAUUUUCUCACCUAUACACAAUUUUGGAUGUCGCAAUAGAAUGUACAUUGAGAGGGUAUACACAGUUGUGGUAAAUAAUUUUUGCAGAAAAGUUUAGCAAUAGUACCUGGUUUUGUAGAAAAAUUUAAAGAAUAAAUCAUUUGAAAUGAGCUUUUUCUGAUUUUCCGUUGACGGAUUUAAAUUUAAAUUCAAAUAAAUCGUUCUGACAUCUUCUGUCAAAGGUGACAGCUGGUGAAAUUUUCUACAAAAUUCCUGUAAAAUUGUAAAAUUCUUUUGCAGAUCUAAUGCCAUAUUAGCUGUGUAGUGUUGUUUCUUUUACAAGAUUGAUUAACAUUAAAAAUCAUUGUACUAUUAAAUUUUUGAAGAUAAAAAAAAUGAACGACAAAGGAGAAAACAUUGUUGCAAAUAUUUGUAUGUUGACUAUAAUUUUGACGUUUUUUUCUAUAAUAUUUAAAAAGAAAUGAUAAAAAUGAUGUAAAAUAAAUUUAUUAUACAUGAUUACAAAUUUAAUAAAACAAAAAAUCUAUCGAUUUAUUUCAAAAAUGAUUUUUUUUCUCAAACUCAUUAUUCUGUUUCUGUUUAUCCGUGACUUCUUAUUUUAUUUUCUGGCGCUGAGAUAUUUGAGAAAAUAUAUUGUUAAGAUUUUCUUCCGAUAAUGUAGCCAUUUGUACCUAAGAUCCUUACAAUAACAUCAUUAAGAAAAAAACAAUUUAAAAAAAAAUGAAGUUAAAUAUUUCACCUCUUAGCGGUAAGUGUUCAAUUUAUUUUUGUUUGAUAACUCGUUUUAAUUGCCUUACUGAGUAAAAACGAAAAUGUUCACUGAAAUGUAGAAUGGGGUUAUUUUUUUCUCCGAAUGUAAAUAUAAUUGAACGUAAAACCUGCGAUCGGAGUAUUAGUCUUUAUCUUUAUGGAAACUCCUGAUUUUUUUUACCGUAUUUCUAAUUAUUUAUUAUUUAAUAUUUUUUUCAUUAUAAACUGUCAACUCUGUGACAUAUUCAUUGGCUAAUUUUUUUUUGUACAUAAAAUCGCUUAAUUAUUUAAUUUUGAGUGUCUCAUUUCUCAUCUCAAAAAAAGUCCCAGGCAAUAAAAAUUUUUGAUGUUUCAUUUCCAUCAAUUUAGAUGUCUUUUUGAAUGUUUCAUCGACAAUUUUUGACUGUCUCUGCAAUCUUAAUGAGAGAAUAAAGUUCGUAGUAACAUUAAGUAUUAUAAUUUGUUCGUUAAUUUAAAGGAAAAGGACACCGAAAGGACAAGAAGUGGCAUAAUUUGCAUCCACAAAACUUUAUUUGUUUUAUAUUUCUUUUUCGAGAAAUUCCCCAAAUUGUAUAAUUCAUUUGUAAAAUAUUUGUUUUAUUAAUUAGUACCUUAAUUUAAAAUAAAAAAAUAAAAAUAAAAAACAAAACUCACAUCAAGACAAAAAAUGAUAAGAAAAAUAGUUAAAAAUAGUGUGAAGAAAACAAUGUACAUAUUACAGAAAAAAGAUGGUAUAUAUUGUGAUUGCUAUAGACAAAAAAAAAUAGCUCAAUGAAAUAAACUCUUGACACAGCCAUUGCAGAAGAUAGAGUUUAUGGACUGUGCUAAAACUAAUUGCAUACAAAAUAAAAACUAAGAUGGUGAGGCGAUAAAAAGAAAAUAUUAAUUGUUAAAGAAAUAGUUAAAGGCAAUAUUCUUGAGCAACAAAGAAAAAAACUCUCUACAAUACAGAAGGUUGAAACUUUUUGGUUGGAUGAGGGUAGAGAAAGGCUCAAUGUUUCCCGCCAAAAAGCACAAAAAAAACACAAAAUAAACUCUUGAACUGAUUGAAUAAAGAAUCGAGGUAUUCAAACUUUUCUAACCAAGCAAAACCCCUUCAACCUCCUGCUGUUUUUUCUACAUUCUCUAAAUAAACUUUUUAAGAACCAAAAUGACACCAACUAGCGGUGACAAAUCCUCAACUUCAAUGUACUAUCUUUCAAAAAACAAAUGGGAUUUCAAAAGAAUCUCACAUAAAAUCAACAAUCAUAAAAACAAACAACCAAUGGGAACGUUUACCAUUGCAUACGAUGCAUUUGACAGCCAUGUGUCAUACCUGCGCGCAACGCAUGUCAAAAUUCCGUUUCAAAACUCAAAAUAACCGCCAUACACGUCAAAAUGUAACGGAUGCAACGCUAACGGCCCCCUGUGUCAGUUUGGAAGUUAGUGUUAGAAGUUGUCUCGAGAUAUAUUCCAAGUAAGAAAAAAAUAGACAUAAAGAAAAUAUAUAGCAAAAUUAUUCAGCAACUAAAAAUACUAAUUAAAAAAAAUACAAAGAAAUAGUUCAAUUUUCCCAAAUGACGUAGUUAAAAUAAUAAAACUGAAGAACCAUAUUGAUAAUCGUUGCGUUAAGUGUUAAGAAAUAAACAAGAAAAAAGAAGAAAACCAAUCAAGAAGUCCUCUUUCCCAACAACACAAAUCACUAAGCAUUAGAGUACAUCAGCAAGAUAUAUCAAGACAUACACCACUUAAACCAUUUCAAUUUCCAAAUAUAUUUUACCUUUAAAACAAUUAUUUCAGUAAAUAAUUUUAUUUUCUUUUUAAUCUAUUUAAAUUUAAGAUUGUAAAGUGGAAAGAAAAUCACAUGCAUGAAUUUUAAAUUAAAAGAAAAAAAACCCUUUCGUCGAUUGUUAAAUAUGUUU
Molecule: messenger RNA, 11840 nt
Organism: Phlebotomus papatasi
Lineage: Eukaryota; Metazoa; Arthropoda; Insecta; Diptera; Psychodidae
Gene: Glut4EF
Product: zinc finger protein 395
Exons: 8
Coding region: 1070-2740 (556 amino acids)
Biological process (GO): regulation of transcription by RNA polymerase II
Cellular component (GO): nucleus
Molecular function (GO): DNA-binding transcription factor activity; RNA polymerase II cis-regulatory region sequence-specific DNA binding
Source: RefSeq, a predicted model, not a curated record